Molecule: messenger RNA, 447 nt
Organism: Xyrichtys novacula (pearly razorfish)
Lineage: Eukaryota; Metazoa; Chordata; Actinopteri; Labriformes; Labridae
Source: the annotation of a GenBank genome assembly
AUGGAACAGUCAUCAAUAAUCUUAAGAAAAGGCUUCAUCAGUCAGUCACUUAGUCUGACCCCCAACCCAAUCAAUAGUUUCAGCUCAUCUGGAAUCAUCUACCAGUUGAGAUGUGAGGAGGCAGACACCUUCUCUACCUCUACCACAGUCUUUUCUGGGGUCCUCAUGUUCGAUCAUGCUGUAGGUUCCUCUGGGCUGCUGCUGCUGCAGAUGUUUUGCAGCCGUGGACCUGCUUGCUUGCUUUCCAGCUGCUUCACAUACAUACAUCAGUCUCACCUCUGUCCAGCUCUCUUUUUAUGUUUCUUCUCUCUCAACCUGAGGCAGUACCAGCAGAUAACUGUCCUGCAUGAGUCUGGUUACGCUCAUGGUUUCUGCCUGUUAAAAGGAAGUUCUUCCUCUCCACUGCAACUUGCUAAAUGCUGCAAAGUGUUGCAACCAUGUAGCUGA